Rotaria sordida is the source of this 612-nucleotide messenger RNA. The record is from the annotation of a GenBank genome assembly. NCBI's taxonomy places the organism in Eukaryota, Metazoa, Rotifera, Eurotatoria, Philodinida, Philodinidae.
AUGUAUCCAAAUAUGAAUAUAAAUCGUAAUCAUUCAUGGGAGAAUUGGGGUUCACAUGGAUAUAUAUUGGGAAGUUUUUUAAUAAUUAUUGGUAUUAUAAUACAAAUUCUUGAAUAUCCACGUAUUUUUAAUGGUCCAACAAAUAUCAAUGAUAAUCUUUAUACAAUAACAAAUUAUUAUAAUCAUUGGUGGCCAUGGACAUAUGCAGCUAGUAUAUUUGGUCUUUUUACAUUAUUAACUGGUAUAAUAGGAAUUUUAGCUGGUAUACGUCGAAGUUAUGGUUCAAUUUUAAGUUUUUUUAUAAUGUGUUUAUUUUCAACAUUAUUUGCUGUGUAUUUAAUUGUUUAUUUUUCAUUUAUUAUAAAAUUUUAUCAAAUAAUGAUAGCUAAAAGUAAAUCAGGUCAACGUACAAAUACUGAAUCAAUUUCAUAUGGUCUUGCUAGUGCACAAUUAACUAUGGCAUGUAUUAAUGUUUUAAUUAGUUUUAUUGCUACAAUAUUUACUGGACGUAGUAUUGCAAUUUGUUUACCAAAAGGUGUUUUAUAUGAUGAUGUACAACCAAUGUCAAGACCAAUGCCAUAUCAAACUUAUACAAAUCGAUUUGGAUUUUAG